This is a messenger RNA of Uloborus diversus, 2026 nucleotides long. RefSeq names its product C-Maf-inducing protein-like. The record is from RefSeq and is a predicted model, not a curated record. The transcript is spliced from 19 exons. Lineage: Eukaryota; Metazoa; Arthropoda; Arachnida; Araneae; Uloboridae. Bases 1 to 1872 code for a protein of 623 amino acids.
AUGGGAAGCAGUAUUGCUCUGUUCAAGAGCUCAAAUCAACAAUCGAGGAAGCCUGGUACAGACUCUUUAAUAAUUUCGUAUUAUCAAUGGAAAAUCGUGUAUUCGAGAUCAUCAGAUGCAAUGCCGUGCGGAUUUAUGGAGGAAUCCGUCCAUUACUCGGCCAUGGAGGACAUGUGGAGUUGGGAGGCGGCACAAAAAUAUUGCAUCUGCAUCGUCCUACCAGAAGGCUCUCUACUGCUCCAGGUGAACAAUGCGUACGUCCGUGAUCAGUGGAGGCAUUCUCUGUCUUGGAAAAAAAACAUGCUGAAGUACCGGAAGCUUUUAACGAACACUAGACGGCCAGACGUCUUCAUUAAAGAGCUUAAGGGCCUAGUAGAGAUGACCCUCACUACAUCCCUACAAGAUGACUGCAUUUAUAAUUCUCCUUUAGAAAUCAUCUCCGAAAUAUUACAAGAAAAUUUGCUAUGGCUUCCUAAAUCUUUAAACGAGGAGAUCAUCUGUGUGAUAAGCCCGCUUUUGGAACUGACGACACCCACCCCCGACAUCUGCGAAUUUCUCACCAAGCAUUGCCGUGAUAACCCAAGAUCUCGCAUAGUUUUAGAUAUGUUCACUCCUAUUGUACAAAGGAUUCUCAAACACAACAUGGACUUCGGCAAGUACCCUAAGACACGGCUGUUUGUCCAAGAGUAUGUUCAAGCACUUAGCUACCAGAAUGAUGGAAAGACAGUGCUUGAAAACUUUGUUGGCAACAUCCACGGUGUGUCUAGUACUUGUCCACAUCCUAGGGUGCUACCAAAUCUGGUGUCUAUCUGCUUGGCUGCUGUCUAUUCUUUAUACGAAGAAAAGAGAAACCAAACCGACCAAGAUAGAAAUGAUUCCACUGUAAUAAACUGUGAUUGGGAGACGAGACUACAAUGCUUUAUCACCGUUCUAGAUAUUAUAGCAACUCACGAGGACUGGAGACCUGGAUUGGCGCAGUUGCUACAACCCAUUCCCUUUCCCGAUAGUGCAUUAGCUGAUUGCAUUUUUACAAGGAGCUUAAAGCCUGUUCUGGAGAAGAUCUGCUGCGACGAUCGCUGCGAAGUCCAUCUCAUGGUGCUGGGCAUCCGAGACGAAAAGGAAGGUUGGCUGCAUCUUUAUUGUCCGGGUGGCAUCGCCUGCGAAGAUGAUGGGGAUCUAUGGAGUACCAUGUUGAAACACCUGUUGGACUGCUGCUGUCGUCGAAAGAAGUUCCUGGAGGGUCUGGCAAAGAGCUUGGGCCCCUGUAUGCUGAGGGCACUUCGUGACGACGCCACCCUGCAGUCCACCCUCUGUUCCAUGCUGGAAUUGGAGGUGGUGGACAACAAGGAUCUCCAGAUGCAGAUCAUCACAACCUUGCAGAGUACCUCCACAGGGAAGCAACACUAUGCCUCGCUGUGUCAGAGGCAGAUGCAUCUCAGGGAACUGCAACAAAAAGGAGGACCCAGGAAGCUUACUCUACCCUCCAGAUCCACGGAUGCCGACGUGGCAAAGCUGCUGAGCUGCGGUUCCUUCGGCAAUCUCGAGUGCUUGUCUUUGGCCUUCACUCAAGUGACGAGCGCCUGUGCCGAACAACUCGUUAAGCUGCCUGCUUUGCGUUACCUCAACCUCUGGUCCACGCAGUUUGGUGACACGGGGCUGCGUCUCAUUUCCGAGCACUUACCUAAAUUGCAAGUACUAAAUCUUUGUGAGACUCCAGUCACAGAUAAGGGGCUGCUGUGCCUAUGUAGUAUGAAAAGCCUUAGAAAGCUUAAUUUAAACAGCACCAGCUUAUCAGCCCAAACAUUUGAAAGAUUAAAGCAAAAGCUACCAGCCUUACAAGAAUGUGAUAUUCGAUAUACUGACGCCUGGUGAUCUGUGUUCACAUCAUAUUCACUGUCAAGAAUUUUGGCAAUUGUAGACAGUUUUAUUUCUCCUAAAUCUUCACAUCAAACUUCGCCAUCAUUUUUAUAAAUCGCCAAGAAAUACAGCCUCAGAUACCAAGGGUUGACCUGAUGGGGGGAAUAUG